Molecule: messenger RNA, 5475 nt
Organism: Phascolarctos cinereus (koala)
Lineage: Eukaryota; Metazoa; Chordata; Mammalia; Diprotodontia; Phascolarctidae
Source: RefSeq, a predicted model, not a curated record
AGCUUCAAUUAUCCGAAAAAGUCACAUCUUCUAGUCUAUGUAAAGAUAAAAGUGGCCUCAGGCACAGGGAUGUACCACCCUUUCAACGGUAAUGACAUUUACAUAAUAGCACGUUGGCUUCACAAAAUUCUUUAUCUCAUGAGCUCCUCACCACCUCCUUCACAGAUAAGGAAGCUGAGGAUUCUCGUGGUUAAGUGAGGGGCGCGGCGCACAGUGAACGCAAAUCUUCUGCUCCAUCCACCAGACCUCCCCGCCUCCGCCGCGACCAGAACAGCUCGGGUGCGCGCUCUGGGCUAGGGAAAGCGGCGCGAGCCGGGCGGCUGCUCACGUUCAGGCGCGGGGGCGGCUCCGGGGCCUGAGCGGGCGCUGCUGCUGCUGCCGCCGCCGCCGCCGCCGCCGCGGGCAGCGGACAGAGGAGGAGGAAGAAGAGGAGGAGGAGGAGGAGGAGUAGGCUCCAAUUGCCGCCGCCGCCGGAGACCCCCCCCAACCCCCGGGAAGAUGAUUGAGGAAAGUGGGAACAAGAGAAAGACCAUGGCAGAGAAGAGGCAGCUGUUUAUGGAAAUGCGUGCUCAGAAUUUUGAUGUCAUCAGGCUAUCAACAUACCGGACAGCUUGCAAACUAAGAUUUGUACAAAAAAGAUGUAAUUGCACCUUGUUGAUAUCUGGAACAUGAUUGAAGCCUUCCGAGACAAUGGCCUUAACACACUGGACCAUAACACUGAGAUCAGUGUGUCCCGUCUGGAAACCAUCAUUUCAUCCAUCUACUACCAACUGAACAAGCGCCUGCCUUCUACUCACCAGAUCAGUGUGGAACAGUCAAUCAGCCUUCUCCUCAAUUUCAUGAUUGCAGCAUAUGACAGUGAGGGCCGAGGAAAGUUGACGGUAUUUUCAGUUAAAGCUAUGUUAGCAACUAUGUGUGGUGGAAAAAUGCUGGACAAAUUAAGAUAUAUUUUCUCUCAGAUGUCAGAUUCCAAUGGCUUAAUGAUAUUUAAUAAAUUUGACCAGUUUCUGAAGGAAGUCUUGAAGCUCCCUACAGCUGUUUUUGAAGGCCCUUCUUUUGGGUACACAGAACAUUCAGUACGAACAUGUUUUCCACAGCAGAAAAAGAUAAUGCUAAAUAUGUUUUUAGACACAUUGAUGGCUGAUCCUCCUCCCCAGUGCCUUGUCUGGCUACCUCUCAUGCACAGACUUGCCCAUGUUGAAAAUGUCUUCCAUCCUGUGGAGUGUUCAUAUUGCCGGUGUGAGAGUAUGAUGGGUUUCCGAUAUAGAUGCCAGCAGUGCCACAACUACCAGCUCUGCCAAAACUGCUUUUGGCGGGGCCAUGCCAAUGGCCCUCACAGCAACCAACACCAGAUGAAGGAACACUCCUCUUGGAAAUCACCUGCAAAGAAGCUGAGCCAUGCAAUUAGUAAAUCUCUGGGUUGUGUACCCACCAGGGAGCCCCCACAUCCUGUUUUUCCUGAGCAACCAGAGAAGCCACUUGACCUUGCACAUAUAGUCCCUCCUCGCCCCCUGACCAACAUGAAUGAUACAGUGGUUAGUCAUACGUCCUCUGGAGUUCCCACUCCCACCAAAAGGUUACAGUAUAGCCAGGAAAUAUCCAGUCACUUGGCUGAUGAGCAUGCACUGAUAGCUUCGUAUGUGUCACGUCUACAGCAUUGUGCACGUGUCCUGGACAGCCCCAGCCGACUAGAUGAAGAACACAGACUUAUUGCCCGUUAUGCUGCCCGGCUAGCUGCAGAGGCAGGAAAUGUAACCCGGCCCCCAACUGACCUCAGCUUUAACUUUGAUGCUAACAAACAGCAAAGGCAGCUCAUCGCAGAACUGGAAAACAAAAACAGAGAAAUUCUUCAGGAGAUUCAGCGCCUCCGCUUAGAGCAUGAGCAAGCUUCUCAACCAACUCCUGAGAAGGCUCAGCAGAACCCCACACUCUUGGCAGAGCUCCGGCUACUUAGGCAGAGGAAGGAUGAAUUGGAACAAAGGAUGUCUGCACUUCAGGAGAGCCGGCGAGAGCUGAUGGUACAGCUAGAAGGGCUCAUGAAACUACUGAAGGAAGAAGAGCAAAAGCAGGCAGCCCAGGCUACCGGAUCCCCACACACUUCUCCAACUCAUGGAAGUGGCCGCCCAAUGCCCAUGCCUGUCCGUUCAACAUCUGCUGGCUCUACUCCUACUCACGGGCCACAGGACUCAUUGAGUGGAGUUGGGGGAGACAUCCAGGAAGCUUUUGCACAAGGUACGAGGAGAAACCUCCGAAAUGAUCUGCUUGUGGCUGCUGAUUCCAUCACCAACACCAUGUCAUCUCUGGUGAAGGAACUCCAUUCAGCAGAGGAAGGUGGAGAGGAAGAGGAGGAGAAGACACAGAAUAAGAAAGACAGAGGUUAGCCAGGAGAGUCUGGACCAAGAGGUAGUGCAAAGACUCGGAGGACAACAGAGCAAGCUGGCAUUGACAUGAUGAAGGCAGAGCCUUCCCCCAGAGGCACCUUCCCAUCCAUCAUCUUCCCAGUGCACACCUGGACCAAGCCUGCAGUCUGCCUGUCACCACAGCGCCAGGACAAGAAGAGCCAAUGAUGAUGGGAGGAGGGUAGGGGCUGCCAGAGGGUCCUCCUGGUGGGCCCUUCCCUCUCAGAUUCCUGCAUGUACUAGCAUCAUCACCACUCCCCUCAGGGCAUGGGCUCAUCUCUGCAACAAGGAACAAAGAAAAAGAAAGAAAGAAAAAAAGCGCUUAUUCUGUGUCAGUGACCUGGGUUUCUUUCUGACUUGCUGCUAAAAUGUGGGUGAUUUCCCAGGGCGGGGGACACUGUUUUCGCACAUGACCUUUGACCUUAAAAAAACCACACCAGCAGGUUUUCUUCUAUCACACAGAGAAAGCUUCAGGCCCGUACUCAGCUUUAUAGACACCCUUACCCAGGCCACAUGCUAAAAAUAGUCUUGCCUCUCACUAUUGGGUUUCCGCUACAUUUGACAUUGCAUGCUCUGUAACCUGGGGAAAGAAAGUGCUCACUGCUAUGGCUUCAUAGAGUCCAAACCAUUUCCUAUACCGGGAAUACAAGCAAGUAUAUUGUAGGCCAGGGAGGAUGUGGACGGGAGCAAUGUGCCCUGUCUGGUUUUCCCUGGAGGCCAUUUGGUGAAGCCAUGCUCUGCCUUUCAUUGUGCUUAAAUAGUUCCUUGGCAUACAUGAUAAUCAGUUCCAAUUCUUGGUGAUUUUUUUUUCAUUUUUUUCCCUCCUUUUUGGGCUCCAGUGUGUUAUUUUUAGAAGGAGAGCUGCUAUAAAUAUUUAUAAAGGGCAGUGGCUGGAAUGAAGUAACAGACUCCACAGCUGGCUCCCUGCAUACUCUCUGCCUCAGCUGACCUCUAGCCUCUGCCUGAAGAGCCCAGGAAGGCCUGUGAACUGGGCCCCGUGGCUACAAAUGGUUUCCUAUGGAAACAAGUAGAGUCUGUCAGGCUGGAACAGAAAUAUUUAUGGACAACAGAUUGUUUACAUCCCCAUCUACCCUGUCAUCUCUCCUUUUCUACUACCCUUAAGGAAUCUAGGAAUGGAAAUCAUGGACACUUUUAGGCUGAGACAUUUAGCAUUUCUUUGAGGCCUGGAUGUGAAGGAGAAAGGGCCAGAAAAAGAGCUGAAUCAUUAUUAAAGGGCAAGAAGGAAAAUGGGAGAUGAGGAGGAUAGCUACUUUCCCAGGGUUUAGGGGCUCUUGGAAUUCCAAAUCAAAUAGCAUGUGCUCAGGACAGCACAGUACCCCCCCCCGCCCCCAUCAUUGUGACUUGGGCCUUGAGGAGUCCCAAAUGAUGUGAGAGAGAGCCUCAAAGAGAGCUAUGGAGCUAGGAUGUCAGGUCUCAAAUGGUUGUCUCUGAGGCCUACUCUGUUCAUUACAAGGUCACCUAGCCUCUGCAAAGUUGCCUGAGGUCUCCAGAAACAUUAAGGGUUUUGCCUUUUGCUUACCACAGGGAGCCAUUUUUGACCAACUUUCUUCCAGUGUUUGGGUUGGGGGGGUGGGAAUGACAGGCCACAAGCAGGAAACAACACACUCAACAUCAAAGGCUCAAAGAAACUACUACCCCUAAGAAAAUCCCCCUUCUUACAUUUACAGUGUCCUGAGGAUAAGACAUAAGGGUCAGUGAUGAAGUAUGGGGCCAGUAAUGUGGUAGACUAUAUUUUCUAUUUUUGUAUAAAUUAUUGUUUAAUUUCCCAGACUAAUUUAUUUUCUAACACUUCAGAUAAAGGUAGUAGUUCUCAUAGACCUCUACCUCCAGUCCAUGGCCCAGUCAGCACGUGGCUUUAAUUUUUUUUCAGGACACCUACAAAUCAGCAGCAGAGGACGUGAUCCUCCCAAAAUGACCCCAUACUCAGGCUGCCCCACUUUCUUUUCAAACCAGGUUUGGAAGACAGUGAAUUGACAAGCUGAAGUUUCCCCCAUCAUAAAAUGGAAGCACAUAACUUUCUUGUCUACCUCAAACAGUUAUUGAUUAGGUCAGAUGAGAUAAUGGAUGGGAAAAUGCUUGGCAAUGUCCAAGAUGUUAUAUGAAUAUAAGGUACUGUCACAUUAUGACAUUUUUUCAGUGGAUCCUAGAGUACAUUCUUAUCCCAGUUCUUAUGGAGAUUGGAAGUGUAAGCCUCCUUACUAAUUGUUUUAGGAUCAUUUAAAUACCUGAUUUGGACAUGAGGAGCAUUGACUUUGGCAAAAUUGGCAUACACACAUACUAUUAACCUUAGAGCAUUUGCUUAAAGAGUAGGGACUCCAGCCUUAGUGGUACCUCUCAGUAGGUGAACAUCAGAGUCUUUAAGAAGCAAGCACUGGCCACAGUAGUGUUUCGACCAAUAAAAACCCAUUUACAAUAUUUUGGUGUCAGAAUGUCAUCUGACAUUAAAGGGUCACCAAGCCAAUCCAUCCAUGAACAACUAAUCACUCCUACAGCAUCCCUUCCACCCAUCCUCUGCUUGAAGACCUCCACUGAAGGAACCUAUGACUACCUAAAGUUACCUAUUCUACUCUUGGAGAGCUCUAAUUAUUCAGAGAUUUUUCCUUCAAUAAUAAGAGCUCACAUUAAUAUAGCACUUUGAAGGUUACAAAUAGCUUUAAUGAGCAUCAUUUGAUUUGAUCCUUAUACCAAGCCUAAAUCUGCAGCUCUGCAGCUUCAAAUAGUUGUUCCCAAGUCUGUCAUCUGGUGCCAAGAGAAAAAAGACCAAUAUCCCUUCUGUAUGAUAGCUUUUCAAUUACUGGAAGACAGCUAUCCAAUUGCUACUCCCUUCCCCACCAGUCUUCUCUCUAGGCUAAACAUCCACAGCUCCUUCUGCUGAUUCUUAUAUGACAUGGUCCCCAGGCCACGAACUAAGGACCAGAGAAAGAGAUUGUGAUUUGCCCAAGGUCAUACAUUAGCAGAGCCAGGAUUUGAACCCAGGUUCUCAGACUCUUUUUACUGUACCACAUUCUCCUCAUUUCCAUUAUGCCAAGGUAGAAACCAAUAAAUCAUCCUUCUC